UGACGUUUGAUGCAUUAAGGGGUCAUCGGUUGAUGCGAUAAUCCACGGUGACAACACAUCCGGGAGGAAUUAUACGGGUAGUGCUACGGCCGAACUGUUGCCGAGUCUUGCUGGUUAGCAAGAGGGGAGGACAAAAAUGACAAUCCCCUAAUGAUAAAAUUAAUAGUCCCACUCACAGCCAAUUAUUCCCUCGUGUAAGCAACUUAUUGCAUGAUGUGGCCGUUAGAAUAAUUAAAUUAACUUCCCAAUAAUUUGUCAAUUAUAUCUCGUAAACGCUCACAUAAAUUUAGUUAUGACUGGCGAAUCUCGACAAAAUUGAGCAUUGAUAUAGCUAGAUAGCUUAACGGAAAGUUUUCCAGUCAUUUGGGGAAAUCAGAAUUUACUCUAAGGAUAAAGUUUGGAUCAUGAAGACAACUGCAGGUCUAAAUUUUCACAGCUUCAGAAAAAUGCAGAAUUUUUCCUCGAUCCAUCAACAGGGGGCCACAUCAGAAGAUGUAUCCAAACCCAAAAAGCCCAGACACAGAACAACGUUCUCGCCUUUUCAAUUGAAAGAAAUGGAGAAAGCAUUCAGAAAAGCGCCCUAUCCUGACGUCAUGACCCGGGAAGAACUGGCGAGGCGAUUGGGUUUGAACGAGUCACGUGUUCAGAUUUGGUUUCAAAAUAGACGGGCAAAGUGGCGAAAAGGAUAUUCCCCAAAACUGGACAUAAGUUCAAAAACAAAUGAAAACGAACAGAAAGAGGAGCCGAAACCUUCAUUACCAUUACCACCUCCAACUACAAAAGAGUCUUCAGAUCCCAAGACCGUUUCCUGGCAACCAUGGCCCGUUCUGACUGAUUAUUCUCCCUAUCCCUCUACUUGGAUGGGAUUUGCAAGUCAUACUCACAAUCCCAUUUUGUUCAGUCAACAGUCUCUAUUUUAUCCAAGAGAAGUCAGUAGCACUAGACAAUCCGAUCUAAACGUGCCAUUAAAUCUGGUUCAGAGGGAGUAUUCUUAUGGUGAAAAUGUUUUUGAUAUGUCCAAGUUUUUGCCCAAAGAGAAGGAAUGAAAUGGAACUCAUAAGACAGUGCAUAAAUUAUACAUAAACUCUUGAAACAAGUGAAUAGGGAAUUCUGAUUAUUUUUCUUUUCAUUUUAAACGUUUCUUUUUUUUUCUUAGCAUUUUUACAAGGUUUAGUGAAACCUUUUUCACUUUCAUCGUUCAUCCUACUUACAUGUAGUAAGGCACCUGUAGAUCUUAGCAAAAUACUUUCAAAAUAUGCCAAGUUUCAGAACACAGACAAGCCAAAUAUACAAACUGUUAUAAAUUUAUAUGUUACCUUGAAUGCUAUCUAUUUAGUGCCUUUCUGUAUAUAGUUACGUUCUUAAAUAUUUUUGCUGACAAUAUUUGGAGCUUAUUAUACAUGUAUCUGCCACAUAUUUGCUGGGCCGUGCAAUUGUACAGCAGUGCUAACUUCAUAUAUUAUAAUAAUGUACCUUUUUUUAAAAGAGAUAUUUUUCAAGCUU
Molecule: messenger RNA, 1503 nt
Organism: Saccostrea cuccullata (small rock oyster)
Lineage: Eukaryota; Metazoa; Mollusca; Bivalvia; Ostreida; Ostreidae
Product: paired mesoderm homeobox protein 2-like
Exons: 5
Coding region: 405-1046 (213 amino acids)
Biological process (GO): regulation of transcription by RNA polymerase II
Molecular function (GO): RNA polymerase II transcription regulatory region sequence-specific DNA binding; DNA-binding transcription factor activity, RNA polymerase II-specific
Source: RefSeq, a predicted model, not a curated record